AUGUUGUAUUUUUGUUUGCAGGAGCGUAUAAGGCGUAUGCAAAGCGUGUUUAACCGUGAAAGAAACAAGUUCAAAAGAGACUACGAGAGCUGGAGGGAAAAUGGGGCAGGUGCAUAUAAUCAACAUUUUCAGCGUGAUGAUUGGUAUUGGAAGACUGAUACAUCUUUUAGGGACCAGAGGGCUAACUUUAGGAGACAUCCAAGAGACAGUGGAAGCUAUCCAUUAUCACAUCAUUACUCAGUUUUGGGACUUGACAGGUCCAGAACAACACCAUAUACUGAAGCUGAGAUUAAGACAGCAUUCAGGACCAAGGCAAAGGAGUUUCACCCAGAUCAGAACCAAGAUAAUAAAGGUUGGAUUUUGUUUUCUAUUACUAACUAUGAUCUUGUAUGCGAUGCUGCAGCUUUGAAGUGGAACUUAAGAGUUGUUUCUCAUGAUUUGUUGCAGAGGCUGAGGCAAAGUUCAAAGAGGUGA
Molecule: messenger RNA, 474 nt
Organism: Dovyalis caffra
Lineage: Eukaryota; Viridiplantae; Streptophyta; Magnoliopsida; Malpighiales; Salicaceae
Source: the annotation of a GenBank genome assembly